CGUUGUGUGCCGAGGCGGCGGCGGCAGACGAGGAGUGAGGGGCGGCUGCUGUGCGCCUGUCUAUUGAGUGUCAGGCUGCCGCCGCCUCUCCUCCGGGCACCUGAGAGAGAGCGGGUGCUGGUGGCGGCCCAGGGCAACGGAGCAGAUUUAGCACUCCACUGAUAUACUUACAAGGGGAGAAAGAUGACCGAUGCCAGUGAGAUGUUAGCUGCCGCCUUGGAGCAAAUGGAUGGUAUCAUUGCAGGUUCAAAGACCUUGGAUUACACAAAUGGUCUCUUUGACUGCCAAUCGCCCAACUCCCCAUAUAUAGGUGGCCUGCGUGUUUUACACCUGGUGGAGGACCUUCGAGGACUACUGGAGCUGAUGGAGAAUGAGGAAAAAGACGGACUGCGCUGUCAGAUACCAGACUCCACUGCAGAACUUCUUGCCGAAUGGCUACAGAGUAAUCUGACAAAUGGCCACAUCUCUGUCUCUGGCGAUGCGUACCAAGAUAGGCUAGCACGCCUGGAAGGUGAUAAAGAAUCACUGGUUUUGCAAGUGAGUGUUCUAACAGACCAGGUGGAGGCUCAGGGAGAGAAGAUUCGAGACCUCGAGUGUUGUCUGGAUGAACACCGGGAGAAGUUGAAUGCCACAGAGGAGAUGUUGCAACAGGAACUCCUAAGCAGAACAUCAUUGGAAACUCAGAAACUGGAUCUUCUGGCUGAGGUGUCAAACCUGAAAAUAAAGUUGAAUGCAAUGGAAAAGGACCGGUUGGAAUAUGAGGAAAGAUAUAAAGAUACUGAGUCACUGAUUUACCUAAUAACAGAACUGAGGCGGCAGAUGGAAAAGGUGGAAGUGGAGCUAGCAUUAUUCCAGGAAAAGAGGUCCCAGUUUGGGGAUCAAGAGGGGUUGUAUCAAGAGGUUAAUGAUCUGAGGAUGAAGGUGGUUGACAUGGAAAAUGAAAGAGUUCAGUUUGAAAAAAAGCUCAAGUCAACCAAGUCAUUAAUGGCUAAGCUCUCUAGCCUGAAAAUCAAGGUUGGUCAGAUGCAGUACGAGAAGCAGCGAAGGGAACAGAAAUCCCAGGCACUAAAGGAUGAGAUGGUACAACUGACAGAACAAUUGGAGAAGAAGGAUGCUGAGAUCAAGGGGCUGUUGUCUGAGUUGAAUGCCAAAACGGAAUUAGAUGAAAGUGAUGGUGGGGCUGAGGAAAGUUAUAAAAAGAAGCUGAAGGAGAAAAAUCUUGAGGUCCAUAAAAUGAAAAAGGCUGUUGAAUCUUUGAUGGCAGCAAAUGAGGAGAAGGAUCGGAAGAUUGAAGAAUUGCGACAAUCUUUGAACAGAUACAAGAAGGUGCAAGAUAUGGUGAUGUCUGUGACACAUAGUAAGAAAGCAAAAGAAGAUGAGGGUGACGAAUGUCUGACUGGAGGGCCUGCGGGAGUUAACAGCAGUGAAAUGUUGGAGAUGGAACUGGCUUCUCCUACAUCCCUCUCCCCUGAUAUAGUGACUACAACUGUGAUGCCUGAACCGGAACCAUUGCAAAUCCACACCAGUGUUCUGCAGGUGCCAAUACCAAUGGUAUCAUCUACUCCCAAGAGCCGUGCUGAGCAGGUUGAUAAGAAGGAACCUGAAGCAGAAACAAGACCUGACAUUUGUGAAAUACAGCCGAGUGACAUCUCUUCUUUAGUUGAAGAAACCAUCAUCUGUGAUAGUCCCAUAUUAUUAGAUGUGCACAAGUCUAGUAGUCUGGAGAACCUGAAAAUGGAGGAGGAGAACAAGAAAUCCUUGGAGCCUGCACAACAGAGUCCGUUAGAGCUGGCAGAGAACAUUUUGCUCUUGAUUAAGAACAAGGCAUGUAUGGAGAUCAGUAAAUUCACGUCUCUGCCACCAAAACCAAUCGGGCAGCACAACUCACUGGGCGAUGAAAGCGCUGCCUCCAAAAAGGCAAGAGCUUCCUUUGGUCGUGGUUUCUUCAAGAUCAAAGGCGGCAAGCGGACUGCUAGCACACCUAACCUUGACCGCAGUCGAAGUGCAAGUGCACCGAUGCUAGCGGAGACGGAGAGAGAGUUGGAGCAGGUGGAUGUUGCUGGUCUCCCACUGCGUUCAGUAGAGGCUGAUAGUUGUCAGCUCUUUCCAACCUCACCAGAUCUCAAAAAGAAAUCCAAAGGAAUCAAAAAGUUAUUUGGAAAGCUUAAACGAAGUCAGUCAACCACAUUCAACCCUGAAGACAUGAGUGAAGGGGAAUUCAAAAGAGGUGGAACCAGAAGUACCUCCGGUCCGAAGCUUGGCUGGUCCCGGGAUCUACAGCACACUAAAACUGAUCUGGAUGCUCCAUUUGCAAAGUGGAGCAAAGACCAGGUGUGCAACUGGCUGGAUGACCAGGGACUAGGAAUAUAUGUUGGGGCUUCUGGAUCCUGGAUCACCUCAGGCCAGACCUUACUGCACGCAUCUCAGCAAGACCUGGAGAAGGAACUUGGCAUCAAGCACCCUCUGCAUAGAAAGAAGCUGCAGCUAGCUCUGCAGGCAUUUGGUUCUGAAGAAGAAGAUAACAAGGGGAAACUGGAUUACAAUUGGGUCACAAGGUGGCUGGACGAUAUUGGAUUACCCCAGUACAAGACCCAGUUUGAUGAGGGAAGAGUAGAUGGUCGAAUGCUUCACUACAUGACUGUGGACGAUCUGCUCUCGAUGAAAGUCGGGAGCGUUCUCCAUCACCUCAGCAUCAAGCGAGCCAUCCAGGUUCUCCGAAUAAAUAACUUUGAAGCUAAUUGUCUGCGGAGGCGGCCAUCUGAUGAGAAUAACCUCAGCCCAGCAGAGGUGUCACGAUGGACCAACCACCGGGUGAUGGAGUGGCUUCGCUCGGCCGAUCUGGCGGAAUACGCUCCCAACUUGAGAGGCAGUGGAGUGCAUGGGGGACUGAUGGUACUGGAACCACGCUUUAAUGUGGAAACACUGGCCAUGCUGCUGAACAUCCCUCCCAGUAAAACACUGCUCAGGCGACACUUGGCCACGCACUUUAAUCUACUGGUUGGUCCUGAUGCUCAACGCCAGAAGCGAGAGGCAGUGGAAUCCCCGGACUAUGCUCUUCUUACGGCCACUGCCAAGGUUAAGCCCAAGAAGCUGGUGUUCAGCAACUUUGGGAGCCUGAGGAAGCGGAAGCAGGAUGAGGAAGAGUACAUCUGUCCGAUGGAACUGGGGCUCCCAGCAGGAAGUGGCUUCAGAAAAGGAAGCAAGCAGGGUCGAGGGAUGGAGCUGAGACUGUACAACGAGGAGGACCUGGACAAGCUGGAGCAGAUGGAUGACUCUGAGGGAACAGUGAGGCAAAUCGGAGCGUUCUCGGAGGGCAUCAAUAAUCUCACACACAUGCUGAAGGAGGACGAGUUGUUUAAAGAUCUGAGCACCAGCUCACCCUACACCAACAUGACAGAUGAGGAUUCAAAUGUCUGACCCGCAACUCCAGUGUAACACUACAAAACAAACUGCCUGCACUACUAAAUACCUUCUGAAAUGUGUUCCCUUGUAGUAACUGCACAAGACACCACCAAAUAUUUAUUACUUGGGAAAAUCUGUGAUAUUUGACUUUAAAGAAAGUACAUUUCACAUGUUUCAAAUGGUUUGCGCUAGUAGACCAUAAAAUGCCAGAAAUUUGAAUUGUGGAUUUAUUUUAAGUUUUAAGAAGCAGUUCUCAUUUGAUUUUUUUUAUGGAGAUUUUGAGAAGUUUACUGGCAGUGCCCUGGAUGCUGCAGCCUAGCCUGCCUGCUGCUGCCAACAGAUAGUUUAGUGAAUGUCUCUCAUUGGCUACGUCAAUGAAGCAAUAUCCCUAAGAAUGCCUUAAAUAACCAAAAAUAUUGCCAUUUUAACUAUCCAGUUAUUUUACACCAAUGUCUCUUUCUGCCACAGUGUGAAUUUUGUACCUUUUUUAUAAUUUUCUAAAGUGGCAGAUAAAAGGAAUAUUUUAUAAUGUGCAACUUUUGAAUGGGGUUACUCGGUAGUGCAAUGAUAUUUUGUAGGGAUUGAAUUCCAGCUGGUUCCUGGCCUAAUCCAUGUAGAAUUUACCUAGUGCUUUUCAAAAUGGUGUGGGGGUUGUGUGAUUCCUGUUUAUUGACCCAGGUUACAGUAAUGACUUGGGUUAGACAAAGCAGGUGCUGUUCACUGGGAUGAUAUCAUGUUUGUUUAUGGUACAGAUUGCAUUGUAGGAAUUACUUCCAUUUCAUACUUGGAAGGGUAACUGGUGAACUGUGCAGCUGGUGCAUGGACAUUGGCUAAUGCUUUGCUACUUAAUGAGGUCAUCAGCCCAUGUCGGAUCAGUUGAAUGUGAAAAUUACAACUUUGAGUACUGGUGUAGAACUGAACAUUAACACUCCAGUCAAUAGAAUGGACUCUGGUUCUAAUUCCUGGGCAUCAAUACUUAGUGGUUCUGAAAUCAGUAAUGUAAUUGUCCAAAGACCUCAAGAAAACAGUGGAUAUUUAGUAUUCUACCUGACCCAGCAGCCUGUACUGUAUUACUAAUGCAUCAAUUGUAACACUAAUCUAUUUUAAAAAUAACUUUUAUCCAAAACUAUGUUCAUAUGAUUCUACAAUUUAAGUAUGCUCCUUAUUUAAUCACUUGUCAAAAGAGAAACUAAUCUUGAGAAGCUGUUUCUUCUACCACAACCACUCAGGUAUCCGGUCUCUAGAAAUGUAUUUUUCUAUGUGCACAGCUUUCUAAUUGAACCAAACUCUGCAUUGAGUUCAGCAUGAACCCUGAUGCUCCGGAUACCAUUGUGUGGUGGUAUAGGAUAGCUUCAAAAAUGCCAGCAGACUCUGAUCCAGAACCCACAGCUCACUCCAAACAACAGAUUAAUAUGCUUUUUAUCAGUUUAUUUAUUUUGCAUUGUUAAUGAUGCCAUGCCAUUAUUCUGCCAUUUAUUGUGUUGAGGGUUUCUGUGCAAUGUUUGUAGCAUAUUUAUGUAUUUUAUAGUGCAUUUAACAUUUUAAUUUUCCCACAGGAUGUUUAGGUUUCAUCCAUCAAAUUUUUAAAGACAUUUAAACCUGUAGAGACCAUCAGAACUGUGCUCUGUUGCAUGGAUAUUGAUUAAACAAUCCAGGGAAGGUGCAUUGUUUAAACAGAUACUGUAGUAUGUGUAGCCUGUUCCUCCUCUGGUAGCAGGUCAUAACCUAAACCUGAAAGGCAGAAUCGUGUAUAAUCCACUACAGCAAUAUUAUAUACACAUGACCCUCGUGUGAAUAUUUCAAUGUCAAAAUAAAGUAUUGCUUAAUAAAUUGAAAUAUGUUGGAUUUAAUGUUGAAUGAAUUGCUAGGCACUGCUUUCCUGUUAAGUGGAGUUAGACAACCCUAGAACAAAGAUUGAUUCAAAUUAAGAGUUCCCCUCUCUAGGUGAACCUUUGUGUGAAAUUAAUGAUUUCUAUCAAAUGAUCUAAAUAGUGGACAUUUGGGGAGUCCA
Messenger RNA from Mobula hypostoma (lesser devil ray), 5413 nucleotides. It is a transcript of the gene ppfibp1b, whose product is annotated as PPFIA binding protein 1b. Gene Ontology annotation, cellular component: presynaptic active zone. Gene Ontology annotation, molecular function: protein binding. Bases 184 to 3417 code for a protein of 1077 amino acids. Lineage: Eukaryota; Metazoa; Chordata; Chondrichthyes; Myliobatiformes; Myliobatidae. The record is from RefSeq and is a predicted model, not a curated record. Gene Ontology annotation, biological process: neuromuscular junction development. The transcript has 32 exons.